AUGGGAAUCGAAAGCAUUGUGCGUCGCGCACAUUACUCGGAUGGCGUUUACGCUGCUCUCUCCUCAACUGUGGAAGUAAGCGUUCCUAUAGAGCCUAGUGACGAACAACCCCCCGAUCCGCAAGAGCUUUAUUAUAACCUUCUUCGCCACCGAUUUCAGCUAUUACGCUCCACGCUGAAGUGUGCUCCACCCGCCGAAGCGAUUGAAGCGUUGGACGCUCAGCACCCGAUUUCUUUGCCUGAUGAUAGCAAGCACGCUAGGCAAGAAUGGCGAUGGUUGUUACAAACCGUUGAUCCGCAUAUGGUCCAAAUUGCUUGUAUGCACCCGGAAGAUGUUCUGCGGGUUUUGACGCUCGUUACACGCUCUAUAUCUGAUGCAGUCAAGAGUGGAGAGGUCGUCAGGGUGAAGAGGUUAGCUGCGUGGGCGUGGGGACUUUUAGCCCGAUGUCGGGAAGUGGGAGAAAUGGGAAGCGAAGAAGUUGCAGAUAUUAGGGAGCUAGGAAAACGGGCAGUGAAGAUAUUACUGAAAGUCCGGGAGGUCGAGGAACAAGACGCUGUGGAUAUUCAGCAGAAUUCAGGGGAAAACGGCGAGAAUGUGAUUGGAAGAGCUGCAGAAGAUAUAAGCGAUCAGAUUGAAUGUGAGGACAUGAGGAGCAAAGAACAACAGAAUGGCCUGUUAAAUGACUAUCCCAUGGUGGACACGGGCUCUGAUCCCGUCGCUCAAGUCGACGACGCACUUGCAAACGAAAAAGAUGAGCUAGAAGAAGCAAAAGCGCGAUUGCAGGCUCGAUUGGCUUCAACGUUCUCGGACGACAUCUCUGGUACUGGCGCUCAAGGUGGGUCGGAGGAUGCGGCUGGUGAUGACGAGGAAAGGAACGAGAGGGAGGACCAAGCCGCUGAACUGCGAAAACAAACUCGUGCCAUGCUUGACAUGAUUAUCAGUAUCUCUGGCGAAUUCUAUGGCCAGAGCGAUCUACUCGAAUUCCGAGACCUAUGGGAAGAAGGUGAUAGAGGGUGGGUGCAGUAA
Uncinocarpus reesii 1704 is the source of this 1026-nucleotide messenger RNA. RefSeq lists its product as uncharacterized. Lineage: Eukaryota; Fungi; Ascomycota; Eurotiomycetes; Onygenales; Onygenaceae. The transcript has a single exon. Bases 1 to 1026 code for a protein of 341 amino acids. Gene Ontology annotation, biological process: spliceosomal snRNP assembly. The record is from RefSeq and is a predicted model, not a curated record.